Racocetra persica is the source of this 1806-nucleotide messenger RNA. Lineage: Eukaryota; Fungi; Glomeromycota; Glomeromycetes; Diversisporales; Gigasporaceae. The record is from the annotation of a GenBank genome assembly.
AUGUUUGAGGUUCAUUCCGGAAUAAUUUGUAUUGCCGAACAUGCUUUAAAUGGGGAAUUAGCAAAAUUAGUUGCUACUCAAUUAGAAUAUGAUUAUCAGCCUGAUAACGAACAUUUUUGUGGUAAAAGAGGGGAUACAUUAUUGGCUGUGGUAGAUGGCAUGCUGACCGAAGGGUUGAUUAAUUUUUUGCUUAAUUCUAUGGAUGAAAAUAAGUUUUUGGAAAUUGCUGCGUUGAGUGUUGACCCCGAAUUGAAAGAUAAGAAAAGUUUUGGGGAUGGCUUUCCCAUUCAUGAUCCAAGCAACCGACAUUCUUCAGCAGAAGAAAAAGGAAAACUAAAAUGCUCUUAUGAAAUAUACUAUUUUGACUUGAAAUCAAACUUCCCUUUCCUCACCAAAGAAGAAAAGAAAAUCAUUGAUAAAGGAAUUGAGUUUGAAAAUAUAAAAGAGCGUUGGAGAAACCAAAAAUCCGAAUCUUUAAUUCUUAGUUAUGAAGAUAAGGAGAGAAAUUUUGUCCUGGAUGUUGAUUACGGCGUCCGAGGAUACAAUUCCGGAAUGGGAAUUACUCAUCCAUGGCUUGAAGUGGGUUCGGGUCUUUUAAAAUACAACAGUUUAAAAAGUUUAGCGAAUCAGAUUUUAAAAAAAUCCAAGAAUAAAAACAUAGAGAUAGACAAAGCGGCUCCUUUCCGCUAUUUGGAGUUAGAAAUAUAUGUUCCUAUAAUCUUAAUUGAAGAGCCAGAAUUAUUACUUCAUCCUUAUUUAUCUAUUAAGGCAGUUAACUUAGUAAAAGAACUUGUUGAAAAUAAUAUUACAGUUAUUAUGACAACCCAUUCGCCGUCCUUUUUAUCUCAUUUUAUCCAUCACGAUAGAUUGAACUUGGUUGUCAUGAAAAAAGACGAAGAAAGGAAGUUACUUUCUCUCCUAAAUUUUUGGAAACUAGUUAACAAAGACAAAUUUAAGGACAAGAUUAUAGAAGAAUAUAAGGAAUUUGCUCGAAUGAACGAAAAAGUUGAAGAAGUUCAGUUUUACCAAAAAAACGAAACGAAUGAAGAAACCAAUGGCAUUACUCAUAGCAAGGAAAGCGGUGAAAAUAGAAUUAGUUGGUUACCUUCCGACACAGAAGAAUUUCUUGGAAUAAAAUUAGAGCAUAAUGAAAAGCAAUGCUGCAAGGAAUACAAUAUAAUCAGUAGAGAAGAGGAUAUUUUGGAAAAUUUAGAAAGGGAGCAAGAAAAAAUUAAAGAACUAAAAAAGAUAUUUUCUCUUUCUGAAAAAUUAUCAGAAUACAUUCUCUCAGUAGCUACCGGAGUUGGAAAAACUUAUAUAAUUGCCGCUAUUCUAAACUAUUUAGCCGAAGCGGAAAAGAUAACUAAUUUUCUAAUUGUUGCUCCAGGAAAAAUAAUCCGAGAAAAGACCAUUAAUAAUUUUUCUCUCAACAAACCCAAUUCUCUGGUUGAUAAAUUAACCAUCAAGCCGCCCCACAUUAUUGAUAUCAAAAAUUUUCACACGGCCAAAACUACUGAUAAAAAUUCCGUCAAAUUAUUUAUUUUUACCGUUCAAUCUUUAACCCAAGCCAAAGGCAAGACGGCUCGCAAAACUAGUAAUUAUGAUGAAAUACUAGGCCAAUCUUUACGGGAACAUUUAGGUAAAUUAAAUGACUUGGUUAUUUUUGCUGACGAACAUCAUUUAUACUAUGGGGAAAAGUUUUCCGAAGCCAUUAGAGAAUUAAAACCAAAAAAUUUAAUUGGACUAACUGGCACUCCUCAUGAAAAAACACCACUUAACGAAAUCAUUUUUGAGUAUCCUUUAUGA